GGUGCGUUGUACACUCGUUUCUUCUUAGGAUGAUGCGCUUUAGCAGAUUUCUGGUCUUUCUGUGGUCCACGACUUCAGGAACAUCUGGCUAUCUGGCCGACGUGCGAGGACCCCGCUUCAUUCUGGAGCCCCCCUCGCAGCUCGUGUUCUCAAACUCAAGUGGUGGGAGGGCUGACUGCGUUGCCGAGGGCUCCCCAGAUCCUAGAGUUGAGUGGGUUCUGAGUAGCGACGGUUCACCGGUUGGUCCAGUGCCGGGAGCUCGCGUCGUUAUGGUCAACGGGAGUCUCGUCUUCCCUCCGUUUCCUGAGGACCAUUUCCGACCGGAUGUGCACAGUGCCACAUAUCGCUGUGCCGCCAGCAACUCAGCGGGCCGUGUGUUGUCGCUGGACGUUCAGGUCAGAGCAGUUGUGGUACAGGAGUACGAGGCCAGGGUGUUCGAUUCGCAGGUGCUUCCCGGAAAUACGGCAGUGUUCAUUUGUCGGGUCCCCAGUUUUGUGCGCGAUUUCCUCACUGUCACGUCGUGGCUGCAAGAUCACCACUUCAACAUCUACCCUACGGCUGAAGGAGACUCGAAGCACGUUAUGCUUCCGACGGGGGAACUUCACGUGAUGAAUGCUGAUGCACAGGACAGUAGGAGCAGCUACCAGUGUCGAACCUUGCACCGACUGACAGGCAGGACGCAGGAGAGUGUCACUGCUGGUCGCAUUGCUAUAGCAGAGCCAAAAGGACCAGUUGCGCCGCAAUUGAAGACCAAGAAUCCACCUGUCGUAAGUGGUCGACGUGGAGAGGACAUUGUGCUACCAUGCGUUGCCCAAGGUUACCCACCCCCAAAAUUUUGGUGGUUUCGCAAAGACUCUGAUGGCCUUUUGGAGCCUCUACGAGCAAGCCUCGGCGGCUCCUUGUCACUUCGCAGCGUGCAGCCGACAGAUGCAGGAGUCUACAUGUGUGUGGCCAACAGCAGUGUAGGCUCAGUGAGUCAGGAAGUCCGAGUUCGCGUUCUUCCGGAAGUCGGUGCUCACAUCGUCCCGGCGAGUAUGCAGGUGGACGCCGGGGCACGAGCCGAGUUCUCCUGCGUCACAGCAGCAGGGCACAUAAUUUGGCUGAAAGAUGGACAACGGGUGAUCAGAGCAGAGGAGGGCUCGCAACAUGGCGGAGCGCGACUGACUAUCCCAUCCGUUCAGCGUGAGGACCAAGGAAUGUAUCAGUGCAUAGCGUCCAGUGACGGGGAGAGCGUCCAGGCAACGGCGGAAUUGCGUCUCGGUGCGUCACGCCCGCAGCUGCUGUAUCGCUUCAUCGAGCAGACGCUCCAGCCCGGCCCUGACGUAUCCCUGAAGUGCAUUGCUACGGGUCAACCGACCCCACAAAUCUAUUGGAAAUUAGACGGCUUCCCGCUUCCCCAGAAUGACAGGUUCGUGAUCGGGCAGUACGUGACGGUGGCUGGUGACGUCAUCAGUCACGUCAACAUCAGUAGGGUGGCUGUGGAGGACGGGGGCACGUACGAGUGUGCGGCGGAGAACCGAGUGGGGCGCGCGACCCACUCUGCACCACUCAGAGUUUACGGACUGCCGAUAAUACGUAAAAUGCCCCCGAUCUCCGCUGUGGCCGGGGAAGCAUUAGCAGUAACGUGUCCAGCGGCCGGCUUUCCGAUCCAUGCAAUCAUGUGGGAGAAAGAUGGACGUGUGUUACCUGUAAACCACCGGCAGACAGUUCAUCCAAAUGGCACAUUAACAAUAGAAAAUGUUCAACAGAAGGCAGACCAGGGUACAUACACUUGUCAAGCAAGAAAUCGUCAAGGCCUUUCAGACAAAGGGAGUGUAGAUAUAAGUGUAAUGGAGCCACCCAGCAUUUAUCCAUUUUCCAUUGAGAGCGGUGUCCGGUUGGGUGAACGCUUGGGGUUGCAGUGCCUAGUGACGAAAGGAGAUACUCCACUUUCCAUCCACUGGCUCAAGGAUGAAGAUGAAGUGCUGAGCUUGGAACUCCCUGCACUCACGGUGCGCAAACUGGGGGAGUUCAGUAGUACUCUGAUGAUAGAGCAACUGAGCACGGAGCACGGUGGACGCUACACAUGCCAAGCCAGCAACCGUGCUGCCACAGCUUCCCACUCAGUCGUGUUGGCAGUCAAUGUGCCUCCUGAGUGGGUGAUUGAGCCAAAAGACACCAGUGUGGUUGCUGGCCAAACAGUAGCAUUGCACUGCCAGGCUGAUGGUUUCCCUUUACCUACUGUCAUUUGGCGAAAGGGACACGGUAAACUGGCAUCCCAGUUUGAUGAAGUGGAAGGCCUUUUGAAGAAUGGUACAUUGCUAAUUCACGAUGUCAGAGAAGAGGAUGAAGGUUAUUACAUGUGUGAGGCGAACAAUGGGAUUGGUGCAAGUCUGAGUGCUGUAGUGUUUUUAACAGUGAAUGCUCUGCCUCGGUUUGUAUUGUCCCUAAGACGAGAGACAGUGAGACGAGGAGAAAUGGCCUCAUUCUUGUGUGAAGCAGAAGGAGACAUGCCUAUGCAGAUCACGUGGCGUCACAACGGUAUCCAGAUCUCUCAUGAAAUGAAUAAGAGAUUUCAUCUGAAGGAGAGUUUCUUGGAAUCUUCAGCCAUAUCACAGCUGAUGAUUCAUCACACAACACCUGACGACUCUGGGAAGUAUGUCUGCAUUGCUACAAAUCCAUUUGGAAAGGACGAGACAGUUGUUCAGCUCCUAGUUCAAGAUGUACCUGAACCACCAAUGGAUAUCCGUGUGUUGGAAUGUGGAAGUCGUGAUGUGAAACUGGCCUGGAAUGAGCCACUCAAUGGAAACAGCCCUAUCCUACAUUACACAGUAACAUCAACACAAAAUCCAAAGGAUUGGCCAGAAAUGAUAAACAAGCCUAUGCUCCUGGAUGUUGGGCAGGAAACAUCUCUUUCACCACCACAAACAUGGACUAGGAUCACUGAUCUACAGCCAGCAACAACUUAUUACUUCAGAGUGACUGCCUACAACCAACUUGGUGGUAGUUCCCCUAGCCUUCCAGUGACUGUAACCACAGAGCCUGCAGUACCAUCUGGCCCUCCUCAGAACCUUACUGUGGCAGCAAUAGGUCCACAUGCUUUACAUGCCACAUGGAACCCACCUGAUCCAAGAGAUCGUAAUGGACAAAUUCUCGGAUACUACUUGGGUUAUGUACAGCUCAGGCUUGGAACUGAAGACCGUUAUAACUACACAACUGUGAAAGAAGAAGACUUGAAUGAGUGGGUUCUGCAAGGGCUGAAUAGUUUCACCAAGUACAGAGUCAUUGUUCAGGCUUUCAAUAAUGUUGGAGCAGGACCAGCCAGUGCAGGAGUGACAGUGACCACGGCUGAAGCAGCACCAUCAGCCCCACCACAGGACAUACGCUGCAGUACCAUCACAUCCCGAAACUUGCAUCUGGCAUGGUCUGCACCUCCAGCUGCAUCACGAAAUGGAAUUAUAACUGGUUACCGCAUCACAUAUGAGAACCUGUGUGUUCCAACUGGUGUCAAGUCAGCAGAUGAUUAUACCAUCACUUUGGAAGUUAAUAAGUUGUCCACAAUAUUAGUGGACCUGGAUAAAUAUUGCAACUAUUCUAUUCAUAUGGCAGCAAUGACAUCUGUUGGAAUUGGACCAUGGAGUGAAGCUGUCACAUGUAACACUGCAGAAGAUGCCAUUCAGAAAUUAAGGGAGGAUACACAUACAGACACGCACACAGAGCAAGUUUAUCUUUUAAGCCUACUUAAAUUUCUUCAAAAUAAUGAAGUGCCGGAGUCUCCUGCAUCUAUCAGAGUAGCCCUCAGUUCUCCCAAUUCAGCUGUGGUGGGUUGGGCCCCACCAGUGAGAUCUAAUGGUGUACUUACCCAGUACAAUGUGUACGAACGGGAAGUUCACCAUGGUGUACCUAAGGACCCAGUACGUCACAUUGUGCCUCCAACAGAAACUCAUUUUGAAGCUGGCCAUCUACAAGAGAAGAGUAUUUAUGAGUGGUGGGUGACUGCAAUGACACAUAUUGGUGAGGGUCCAAGCACCCCUGUAAAAAAUAUAGCUCCUAGUUCAAGAGUUCCUGCAGCAAUUUUGUCAUUUUCCACCGUUGUUUCCACUCCCUGGAAGACGGAUGUCAAUUUUAAUUGCCAUUUUAUUGGAAACCCUCGCCCUGAAUUCUUCUGGACUUUUAAUUCUAACAGAAUUCAAGCUGGACAUCAUUCUGUUAUCUUCUCUAAUGGGACACUGCAUCUGCAGUCUGUGUCUCCUUCAGAUGCAGGGAAUUAUUCAUGCACUGUUCGCAACAUUCAUCAGUCAGAAACAUUAACACACGUCCUCAGAGUUCUGGUUCCUCCAACUCCACCAAAUAUAGAUAUGCUUACAGCUGGCUGGACCAAUGUCACACUCCAGUGGAUCAAUUCCGGAGCUUCAGAAUUGCUGGACUUGCUUGGCUACAUCUUGCGCUACAGAGAGGUUGGAUCAGAUCAAGAUCAGUGGAUUGAGACUCGACUGCCCAGACAUUCUCUUUCUUACGCAGUGGUUGGACUGGACUGUGGAACACUGUAUGAGUUCUCUUUAGCAGCCUACAACAAAGUGGGCGAGGGGGAGGCAGGGCCUGUGAAGGAGGUUCGGACCUUAGGAGAGGAACCAAGAGCUCCUCCUGGUCCAGAUGUUGUUUCAAGCUCUCCUCAUGCUCUUACUAUACAUUUCGAACGUUGGCAUGAUGGUGGAUGCCCCAUUUCACAUUUUGUUUUGGAACGUCGUACAAUGGAGCAAAACUGGAGCAUAGUAACAGAUUCUGCUCCUCCACUGGCCAGCUAUACAAUCUCAGGUCUUGACCCAGGAACAUUUUACAGGCUUCGUGUAACUGCACACAACAAACGUGGAGCUACUACAACUCAGCUCCAAGCUUCCACACUCACCCAGGAAGGUGGUGUAAACAUUGAGUCUAAAGAUGUAAGCUUGGAGGCUGGACCAGUGGAGCGUCCAUUUUACAUGUAUCUUCGUGUAAGUUUACCAAUCUCUGUGAGUCUUCUAGCACUGGUGCUAACCCUGACCACUGUUGCCAUCUGUCUCAGGAAAAAGCCAGCAAACUGUAAUGAUUCUGCUCUGCCCCCAGGAGAUAGGAAUACCCCUGUCAAACCAGAGUAUUACAGUGUGUUGCCUAAACAUGAUGGGGAACCUCAGUUGCCUGGUACUGCCAUUCAGCCUGACGAUAUACCUGAGUAUGAUGAUGACAUUUAUCCAUAUGCCACGUUUCAAGCUUGGAAACCUAGUCAAGUGUCAAGUCAGAGGGGCUUCCAGACUUUCAUAUAUCAGGGGUCUGAUCCUCCUGGUGUAAACAGUUAUGCUCCAGGGGAGGUUGAAGGUGAUAAGUAUUCACAUGUUCGUCAGUCAGUGCAUUCUGAUGUUGAAGAAUACGACUCCCCUGGUUCAGAUUCAGAUGGACGUGUGGAAGACAAACCUGUCAUAUUUCAAUCAGCUUAUCUGCGAAGUAACAUACGACAUAGCCGUCUUGUCAGUGUUCUUGAAUCAUCAACUUCAAAUGAAACUUCUCCAAUUCCAGAUAGAAGACUUCAGCCACAUAAAAACAGCAUCAAAAGUCACUCAUCAAAGAAGAAGUUUGCUGGCAAAGCCUGUGGUGAAACAAAAGAAACAGCCUUUACUUUCCCAACACCAACACCAAAUCAUACUCCAACUAGAACACCAUCUGGACAGCGGGAAGAACUGAGUGAAGCAGAAUGUGAUCGCGGUUCUUUUAGGACUCCUCUACAUUACAGGGUGUAAGCCCUUGUAUGAAAUAUCCCAAUAUAUAGGGGUUAGGAAAACACUGUGGCCUCAUAAUAAUGUGUAUGUGUGUUUCAUAUGUAAUUAUUUCCAAGAUAUAUUUGUAAAAAUAUAUUAAUAUAAUAGAAAUAUUGCCUACAAGUUCUUCAGUCCUAGUGAAUAUUAUAUAGAAUGUCAAUAGAUUAUGCAAAUAUUUUAUGUUUUUAUAUAUGUCUUAUUUCUUAUUAUACUUAUUUUCUGAACUUACUGUAUAUCCUCUAUAACAUUUAACAGAUCUGAGAUUAGUGCAGUUACAAAAACUGCUAAGGAUGUGGGCUUAAGUAUCCUGCAGUGAACACAAUAUUGUUAAGUUUACAACACUGGGUUAUGAAUCACAUUGGCAAGUGGCAAAAUGGAGAGACAAUCAUUGAGAUUUCCAGAAUUAAUUUCUGGAUUAACAUGAGUUUUACCUAAAAUUAGAUUAAUUGCAGUUAUUUUCUUUAAUUAGAGAUAUCAUGUAUCUCCUGUAAUAUAAGAACCAAGUAACUAACUCCACAGAAUAGCAUCCUUCUUGAGAAUCUACGAGGUAAGAGUAACUCAGGUAUUCAAGAAAUUCAACACAUUUCUGGAACCUGAAAGUUCAUUACUGUGUUCACAAGAGGUAUCACUGGAGUACACAAUAAAAGUUUAUGACCUUAUGCACUGGAAGAGAAUGAGCCAGAUAAAUAAAACAAUAUUAAAAUGUAAUCAUGAGCCUUAAAAAUGAGGCACCAAAAUGCAAAAAUUUGAAAUUAGACAAUUUAUAAACAUAUUACACAUUUAUUCCAUAUAUAUAAUGUACGAGUAUAUCUUCAAAGGUGAAUUUUAUAGCUCAUUCAUUGUCUCUAUGGGCCAAACAUUUUUGUGUGUCUAAACACAUGUCUGUUUGAUAGUGCUGUUAUUUGAGAAACCAUAGUUGGGUGAUAAAAUGUGUGCCUUCAGGCUUGAGUAUUCUGGCUGUGUGAAACAAUGUGAGCUAGCAUUAUAUGCUGUAAAACAAAUCAUGAAGAUGGUGGUACGAAAAUUGUGUAAUGAUGUUUUUUCUUAGAAUUGCAGUGAAAAAAACAUUUUCUCUGUCUGUCUGUUAUUACAAUAAUUAAUUCUGGGCUGUGUGCAAACAUUUUGACCAGUCAACUGUAUGUAAUGAAUCACAGAACGUUAACUGAUUUUUUGGUUACAUUUUCCUUGAUGCUUCAAGAUCAAUAGGAAAUUUAUUUUUACUGAUAUGUGUAUAGGAAAUUUAUUUUUACUGAUGCAGUUACUGAGACUCAUAUCUCACCAAUUCUGGAUAGUCUGAAUAUCAUCAUAGUAUUCCUGCUAGUCCUAGCAAUGUUGUAUAACACUCAGGAUUACUGAACUUAGGACUCAUACAUUGUCUGAUAUUCUAAAGAACAGACCCAACAGAAUAGGUGCCUCCCACCCUUUCACUUAGGGAUGGGAAGAGAUAUAGUUUCUGAAAUGUAUUUUUUAUAAUACCAGGCAAUGAACAAAGUAAAAAAACUCAGUAAACCCAAGUCUUAUCUGGCCUUCAGAAAUGUAGGAGGGCCAGAAAUCUGGCCAAAUAUAUAUAUUUUUAACUGGUGGCUUAGCAGUUAUGACUGCAUAGGAUGGAAACUGACUGCUUCAUUUGAAUGGCUAGCAUGGCUUGUGUACGCUUGUUUCUCCAUGAUUAUUGUGGUUAUGUAUGGCCGCCUUUUCUUGAAAGACAUGUCAUAAAAGUACACCAUCAAUAAUGGAACAGUGAUAUAAAAGGCACCUAAAAUACAUAUUUUUUCACUAAGUGUACCUUUAAUACUUUAAAAUGUUAUUAAAUAUCAUGAAAUGUCAUUAAGACACUGCAAGUAUAUCUUAUACACUAAACGUGACUAUCAAAAUUCUUCAGAAUGUCUUCUUGUUUUACAUAAUGGUUUUUUUUUUGCAACAUGUUUCGGCCGCAUAUGGACUAUCAUGAGGCAGUUUUUAAUUUGU
Cryptotermes secundus is the source of this 7736-nucleotide messenger RNA. Its product is annotated as Down syndrome cell adhesion molecule-like protein Dscam2. Gene Ontology annotation, biological process: cell-cell adhesion; axon guidance. Gene Ontology annotation, molecular function: protein binding. Bases 30 to 5750 code for a protein of 1906 amino acids. The record is from RefSeq and is a predicted model, not a curated record. The transcript has 32 exons. Gene Ontology annotation, cellular component: plasma membrane; axon. Lineage: Eukaryota; Metazoa; Arthropoda; Insecta; Blattodea; Kalotermitidae.